This is a messenger RNA of Acaulospora colombiana, 1026 nucleotides long. Lineage: Eukaryota; Fungi; Glomeromycota; Glomeromycetes; Diversisporales; Acaulosporaceae. The record is from the annotation of a GenBank genome assembly.
AUGGGCUUUUUGGACAGGAGAGUUCCCACAUUCCACGCACCUACCGCUUGCGCACGUGUCCUCCUGGUUUGGCUCAUAUUCACCCAAGUCUGCACAAACUGCAACGCGAGCUUGUUCCUGCAUACAAGUGAUAUUUCCUGGGUUGCAUUUUCAACUGUGGACUUUAUGUGGGUGAAUUCUUGUGAUUAUGGGUACAUAAAUGGUAGUUUGAAAAUUGCUUCUUUUCUUGACGACGGGUCAGCAGCAGCACCUUGCACCCUGAAAUCGGUUCCAGAAAAUACAUCCAUAUUGCUGGUGCCCUUCGAUGAAGGAUUGAAUAAUGGGUGCUCCUCCUAUUCGGACGUUAUCUCAAGGAUUAAAGCCACUCGAAAUCUAUCCGAGGAAUUAAAUUAUCAGGCACUCCGAGUUCGCAAAUUAUGCCGCGCAUUUCUUAUUGGAUUGUUCUUCGUUAUCUUGAUCAAGAUUGUCGCAACGAUAAUUAGUCUGUUUGAGUUCGCGCCAACGGUCAACAUAAUGGGUCAGAGCAUUUCUAGACUUUUGUACAUCGUGAUGGAGUUGAUUUUUACAUUCUUCGGGAUUUCCACCUAUUCGAUAUUUGGGAUGACAAUGGUAUUAGCCAGGAAGCAUGAACGGGUUCCAAUUCGGCAGAACGCUAAUGCGCAAGUACGGAAAGCGAGGACAAAUCGGGAGAUCGCCAAGUCGGUCAUCUUGACGACAUUGUUGAUUCUAUCCUUGCUUUUUAUCACCGUUCACACGAUAUUCACCAUCUCCUUAUCGCCGACCGUCCACAAUUUUUGGGUAAUUCGCUUCCUCGACGACAUAUCGUUCGUAUUAGGAUGUUUUAUUCUCGUGAUUGCAUUACAAUACGACUCAGUUGGAAAAUAUUCGCACAUGGUAUAUUCCGGAAGUAGUGAUGAAAAUGCAGCCGAAAGUACAAUAUCUCCGUCGGCUUCAAGGGAUUCAUCGUUUCACAAUAGCAAUAACAGCGGCACGGAGGUCGCAGAUUCUCGAGGAAAGCGAAACACA